GAGGUGCUUUAGUUUGUAUGUCUUUACCUGUGCGCGUGCUGCGCUAGUGCAAGGCGGAAAGUUUUUGAUUGCGCCAACGAGCGCACCGAAGUUGUCAUUGAAGUGACUCGGGUCACCAACGAUUCACCUGUCACCGAUAACGACUUAAAAAAGAAAAAUCGUGAAUGAUAAGAGCCUCGCGUUCUCAUUUGCUGGAAAGCUCACGAAAUGGCGACGGUGUGUGUUCUUGGCGGUGGAAUCAGUGGCCUCGCCACGGCGUACUACCUUUCCACUCUUGGGAAGGAAGCCGUGAAAAAAAUCUUGCUAAUAGAAAGGAGCGCGCGUCUUGGUGGUUGGAUUCGAUCCACUUCACUACCUGAUGGGACAGUCUACGAACACGGGCCCAGUUCGAUGCGUGCUGGCGGUAACUCUGGACGAAAUGCCUUACAGCUGGCCCAGGACCUAGGAUUGUCUGACCAUGUUCUGGCAGUCCCUAUAUCCUCAUCUGCAGGGCGAGAGCAGAUGGUGCUGAACAAGGGACGCCUCACUCCACUGCCCAGUUCUUUCAAGGAGAUGCUGUGGCCUGGUCAGAUGUUCCGCACGCCCCUGCUUCUGCCUCUUCUGAAGGAGCUGUUCGUUGCCGGCCGCCCUAGUAUAGGCAGUGACGAGAGUAUUCACGACUUCAUGCGGAAGCGCUUUAACAAAGAAGUUGCCGACUACAUUAUGGAUCCUGUGACGCGCAGUAUGUGUGCUGGCUGCUCAAAGGAAAUCAGCUUCCGGUCGCUGCUGCCCAAUGCCUUUGAGGGUGCCAUGUUGCACGGCUCCUUAAUCAAGGCUCAGGUGCAACAGGCCAAUCAGGCCAAGCAUACUGUCAACAUGCUCAAAAUGGAGGAGGGUGGUGCCGAAAGCUUGGCCGCCCGCUCCAUAGAAUGGUCCAGGUGGAGCCUGCGCCGUGGCCUGCAGCAGCUGGUUGACACCCUUGCCGAAAAGCUGGACGCAGCUCCAAACGUACAAGUGUACGUCAACGAGGCCAACGUGUCGCUAAAGCCGAGUUCAGACGGAAAGAUCCUGGUGUCAUUUGCAGAGCUAGCAAAGCCUGUGGACUACGUCUUCAGCUGCAUUCCAGCACGAAAGCUGUCCCAGCUAUUGAUUCAUGAUUGGCCGGAGCUUGCUCAAUCUCUGCUGUCUAUACCAUCUGUCCACUUGGCAUCUGUCAACUUGGAGUUCAAGGGUCAGGUGCUUCCCCAUGAGUGCUCAGGAAUCAUGGUUCCUUCAUUUGAGGUUCCUCACUUGCUCAACAUCAACUUUGACUCCUGUUGUUUCCCCGAGCACGACGGGCAGUAUGACACGAAGACACGCAUCACUGUCUUAAUGGGUGGCCGCUGGUUUAAGCAAGCUUUUGGGGAAGUGGACAGUGCUGACCCUGAUGCCAUAUUGGAAGCUGCUAAGGAUGCUGCUAGGACAUACCUUCACAUUGAUGAUCCACCUGUGAAACACCACGUGAACUUGCUCAAGGAAUGUGUCCCGCAGUACUUGGUCGGCCACCUUGAGCGCAUGUCGAAUAUUUGUGAGUUUAUCAGCAACCACAAGGUGCCUUUGACCCUGCUUGGAGCAUCGUACAGAGGUCCAUCUGCCAACGAGUGCAUCUACCAUGCAAAGCAAGCUGUUGAGGGGUAUCUAGAAACCCUGAGAGCAUAGUUGACCUUUGUAACAUGUUCUAGUAGGUUGACCGUAACCGACGCAGCAGCGUGUUUUGUCUGCUCCACUUUUUGGCAGAGAGCUGAAAUGUUAGUAUCACCUACGGUGUAUUUAAUGGGGUAUUAUACAAAAGCUGUACAGUGUGGGUCGCACAUAUUUUUAACCUGGUGGAGCCUACUAGUUUAUCAAAGAAGUGGAAAAACCAGCAUUUUUCUUCCAGGUCUUCCCUCUAGCACCUAUGUGCCUGAUAUGUGCACGAGUCAAAAUGUGCAGUGACUCAGUAGUUUAAUUGAACUGGCUAGUUGUGGGGUCACAGUAUAACCUAACAGUGAAUGGUCAGUUUGAUGAAAAGGUGACUCACAUCUGUCUCGCUGCCUAAUUUUUCAGCUAUGAAACUGUAAGCAAGGUGCUGAAUCAUUUAGCCGUGCAUUGGAGUGCUCGAGCAUUUUGUUCCUUUCAUAUAUUGAGUAGCCUGUGAUUCUAGUCACAGUAGCAACCAACCUGCCUUGCGGUUCGCAUUGGUUUCGUGCGGUCCAGUGCAUUUUAAAGACGACAAAGAGGGUGAGGUGGCAGAAUGGUCAUUAAUAUCCAGUAAGGCUUGCAAAGCAAGAUGUGCUGGUUGAGACAUUAAUUGAAUGCUCACAAAGGCUAUCGCUUCCCCAUCUCUCAUCACAUAACAUGUCGUCAUAAGCUUCCCAUUGGUAGGACCCACCAUGGUGGCUUAGCUGCGAUGCUGUGCUAAGAUUGAGGAUGCAGUUUCAGCCCUGGCCACUGAAUACAAAGACGAAGACGCCGACCACAAGAGAAUAAAAAAUGUAAUAAGACAUUUCGGCACCGAGAAUGGGAGCCUUGUUCCCGUUCUGGGUGCCGAAACGUCUUAUUACAUUUUUUGUUCUCUUGUG
Molecule: messenger RNA, 2579 nt
Organism: Rhipicephalus sanguineus (brown dog tick)
Lineage: Eukaryota; Metazoa; Arthropoda; Arachnida; Ixodida; Ixodidae
Gene: Ppox
Product: protoporphyrinogen oxidase
Exons: 12
Coding region: 208-1677 (489 amino acids)
Biological process (GO): heme biosynthetic process
Cellular component (GO): mitochondrial inner membrane
Molecular function (GO): protoporphyrinogen oxidase activity, oxygen as acceptor
Source: RefSeq, a predicted model, not a curated record